Messenger RNA from Branchiostoma floridae (Florida lancelet), 3723 nucleotides. RefSeq names its product galactose-3-O-sulfotransferase 2-like. Bases 671 to 2011 code for a protein of 446 amino acids. Gene Ontology annotation, cellular component: membrane. Gene Ontology annotation, molecular function: galactosylceramide sulfotransferase activity. The record is from RefSeq and is a predicted model, not a curated record. Gene Ontology annotation, biological process: glycolipid biosynthetic process. Lineage: Eukaryota; Metazoa; Chordata; Leptocardii; Amphioxiformes; Branchiostomatidae. The transcript has 7 exons.
UAAGUUUAAUCCCUGGGUUUAUUCAUUAGAUUCUGAAGAUUUUUCCGAGGGGGCAUGUUUAUUCCGGGGGUUAGGUUAUUUGGGAAAAGGAGGUUUUGCUAUUGCAGACCUGUAAACAAAACCCAUUCCAAGGAUAAAAAUUGCUGAUAAACCAAUUAGAGAGCUUGUUAGUAGUCGCAUGAUAGAAAACAACCAAUAAGCUUCUUGCAUUUCUUCAACACACAUGAUUUCAGUAUAAAAACAAUUCCCUUUAUUCAGAACAUUGGUAUCAAAUCAAAGGAAAAUAUUUAUUGGAUAAAUCAUGCCUUGAAAAGCUGAAAAUUUGACGAAUAGCCUUGUUUUUUGUGUUAUAUAAGCUCAUAUGUUCAUCUCAGACUUUUGGCAAAAUUUCAUUUUUUAUUUCUUUUCGACCGACCGCUUUUCUGAAAAAGUCCGAGAACCAAGAAAUUAAAUGUGGCCUUAGGUAGGAACCUUCAGGCGGGAUUUUACCUCCGCACACAUAGGCCUUGAGGGUGCGCCUGGCCUGUCUGGAGGGGUCGAUGUGGAGAACGUGGCCAAGGUACCGGUGUCGUCUCCGACGGAUGGCUGCCAUCAGGUUAACGUCUGGGUGUGUUUCUGUGUCUUGGAAGUGUUUCUUUGUAAUCGCUUGAUCGUCAAUGUUGAAUACAGUAUGCCGACGAGAAAAAAAAUAACACCAUGGACCAUUACGCUUGCCACAGUUGUGGUCUUGCUGGCGCUCAGUUUCAUUGCAAUGAACAUGAUCGAGGGCCGUCUGACAACUUUAUAUACGCCUCAACAUCACAAAAUGCAGAUCAGUUUUUGCAGGAUUCCAGCUGAGGGCAGACAAGAAAACAAACGGGCAACAAAUGACACAAGAAAUACAUGCAGCCGGCCACAACAGAAAUAUAUUUUCAUUGCGCCGCACAAAGUGGGGGCCUCCACUACCUGCACGAUUUUCCAAAGAUACGCCAUCAGCCGCAAGCUACCCAUGAUGAUUCCAGUCGAGGGGAACAUCCUCUCCUGGGGCGUCUCUCCUACUGAAGAAGAGUACAUCCACACCCCUGACGAACAGUAUGACGCCCUGAUGAACCACUUCACGUACAAUAAAACUUGGUUACGGUCCAAGUUCCCAGCCAACACAGCGUACAUCUCUAUAAUACGAGAUCCAAGCAAGCAAUUGAGGUCCGCCAUGAACUAUUACUUUCUUCCAAAACUUCUGAAAAUCAAGUCGAACAACCCGUUCAAGACGUUUUUGGAGAACCCAUGGAAGUACCAGAACCUGUCUGAGGUUCACUAUGAAGGCUUCAAUGUGACCUGGGACCCCACCAGGAACUUCAUGUCCUUUGACUUAGGAUACCCUGCCGAGGCAGCGGAAGACAUGGAGCGGGCUCGAAGAUACGUCAGCGAACUUCAAGCCGACUUCACACUAGUCAUGUUGUUGGACUACUUUGAUGAGUCUUACGUUCUUCUUAAGCGCCUGAUGUGUUGGGAACUGAGAGACAUUCUAUACGUCACCAAAAACAAUCGAAGUUAUUCGUUCAAGGAAUACACACCCUCUGAAAAGGAGCUCGAGGAGCUCCGGCGUUGGAAAGCCGUGGAUUACUUACUUUAUGACACGUUCAACAAGUCCUUGUGGGAGAAGAUUGCAGCACAGGGUCCGGACUUUUAUGAAGAAGUAGAAUUUCUAAAGGACGUCAAUGGCCGCGUCAACACGUACUGUAAGGAACGACAGAAAGAGACGCCCAACCUCGUCGUGGAGACGUCCAAGUGGAACCCAUCAAUGUUUGAAGUCGACGCAGACUUCUGCCGUGUGCUGCAAGCAAAAGUGAGGGAGCUUUUGGCCCCAUUUCAAAAAGAAAAUGGGAGUCGUAGGAUGCUUGUAAGCGAAAAAAUCAACAUGAAAGCAUACAUCAGUGGACAACCAACUUUCAAAUAUGACAGUGAGCAAAAAAAAUAUCUCGAUAGGCUCGAAAACUCUAGAAUGUCAAAUAAAACAGGCAGUAAAAACUAACCUAUAUUAAAAAGAAAGGUAAUAAAUGAAACAAAUAGAAAAUGAAAUACAAAAAGGACAACGCUUUUGCAUUUUCGAACAUUUCGAACCCGUCACAAUAUCGAUGGUCCAACAAUUUACCAAUUAGAAGAAUUACGCCAGGUUGUGUAUACCGAUGUUAAAUGCCCAAUCCAAUUUUGACCUUCCCAACAAAUACCAACAUACCGAAUAUCAUCGUAAUCCAACCAGCGGUUCUUGUGUUAUGCUGACUACAAAAAUCCGAAACACAAACAGACAUACACACCAAAAACAAUAUCUCUAUUUUAUUGGAAAUAUAUAUGUUAUAUAUCUGGAGACCUUGCGGACGGAACCUUCUUUUCUUUAUUCAAAAACAUAUAACAAAGACAAUGCAAUGUGGCGCUGCAUUUAAAUUAUAAAAACUUAAUUUAACAGCGCCACAUAACAAAUUACAGAUAAAUCAAUGAACUGAGGUAAGUUAGUCAACAAAUCAGUGCGCCAAGUCCCACCACCCCAAGACAUGCAGUAAUACCAAAUAGCCUAAUUAAGUACAUAUAAUAAGGAAAAAGUAUAGUUGGGACUUAUAUAUCUACUUGACUGAUACAGUCAUGUAAGUUUGAGUGAGUUACAUCGUUUAAAACCUGUACACAGAAGGUAACAACAUGGAACCUCUGAGAAGAUAUAAUUUGGCAUUGUCUGACAUAGUAUUAAUAUUCACUCGACGACCAAGAAAAUGUGCAAGAUUGCCGAAAAAUUUAUAUCACUGAUGAAUAUAUGAUGGACAAUGAAGCAUAAGGUGCAAUACAGAUUCGCAACGACACCCCCAUCUACAGGAGGCACUGUGAUAAGUCAUCGGAUGGAAGCUUGUAUUGUGACAUUUACAUCCGCCAAAAAGGAGGUAUCGCCAAUUUUAGGGCGUUUCCUUUUGUAAGAAAAACGAUUACUAAAUGUGAUCAUAGCACUCCAUGGCCAUGCCGUAGCCUGGUUAUGUAUUCAUGUUAAUGACAAGAAUGCUAUACAUAUAAGUGUAUCCAAUAUUGAAUCAAGCGAAGGGGAGCUUAAGAUGACACGUACGCUUUCUGCUUGCCUGGUCACUACUGAGAUGGUCAAACCUGAGUCCGUCUCUUUAUUUAUUUAUUGGUUUGGCUGUUCAGGAUACACAGCCAGGGCUGCCCAACUAGCCUAUGGCUAUUACAAAGGGCUAACCCUGCUGACAAAACAGAGACAAUACAUGUGGAUUUGAACAGGAUACUAAUCAAUAACCAUUUUCUAAGUUCGUAAAGGAUAGAGGUGAAAUAAAGGCUCUUUAUUGAACCUUUAUUAGAAUCAUGUGUGAGAUGGCCCUCUCAUAAGACCACCGAUGUCCAGUGUUAUUGAUCUUUCUAAUAUGCGUUUGAAGUUAAUUGUAUUAUGACACAUACCAGACCAGUCAUGUAACGUGUUUAACCCUCAAGCACACGACCUUUUUUCUGCAACUAAAAUGACCGAGUGGGGUCCAUAUGGACCCCAAAAUGUUUUGUUUAUAAAACCUCAGUUUCAAUUCCUAUCGUUGAUCAUUGUACAUACGUGGCGGCUUCAUCAAUGUAGGAGAAAUAUUUUGACAUGUUAAGAUAUUUGGAACAACAUCUCAUUAUCAUAAUUAAUGCAAAAGAUCAGAAGAGCCAUGCUUUGCACUAUACCUAUUCUGACCAGAGAGGGGGAUUUUGAGGCUUUCA